This is a messenger RNA of Castor canadensis (American beaver), 1497 nucleotides long. Lineage: Eukaryota; Metazoa; Chordata; Mammalia; Rodentia; Castoridae. The record is from RefSeq and is a predicted model, not a curated record.
AUGAGGAUUUUCAUAGCUUUUGAAGGAUCUUUUGAACCGUUCGACGUGGCAGCAGACGAGACGGUGGAAGCCGUCAAGCUGAUGAUAAAGGAUUUCUUCCACAUCCCUCUCUCUGAGCACAAGCACAGCAGGCGGUCUCUGGAGCUCGUGUAUGCCGGAGCAGCUCUGAGGAACAAUUGGAGUCUUGCUGACGUUGGGAUCUCGUUCUGCUCGACUCUCAAAUGCUUUCUGAAGGAAGAAGAGAAGCCCACGCUCUACGUGUUCAGUGCUGUCACCCAGGAGACCGUGCCGAUCGUGGACAGCUCCCUUCUUGGUAAAAAAGUGUCUGACCUGAGGACGCUGGUCACUCUGAGAUGUGGCUUUCCCGUGAGCGUCUACUGUCUGCGGACCCCCCAGGGCCUGGAGAUGUUCGACUGUAACAGCCUGAAGGCCUACCAGAUCGAAACCGGCACAACCCUCCGUUUGGAUGUCUGGGAUGGAUGGAAGGAGUUCCUGAUGGGCUGUCUCCUCGGGCAAAAACUUAAAGUCCAACGCUAUUUGUCCCAGGAAGGAGCAAUACUCAAGUACCAGAAAAGGGUGGUCCUGUACCUCGCCGCCUUCCGUGGGAACACAGAGCUCACUGAGUGGGCCCUGAAGCAGGGCGCACAGCCCCACGAGGCAGUGGGUGUUCACCCCUAUCGCGCAUGGUGCCAUGAAGCUCUGCACGCCGAUGUCACUAAGUGCCCCAUUCACGCUGCCGCAGAAGCAGGCCACCUGCUGAUUCUGAAGGCCUUUGUCAACUGCAGUGUCCUGUGUCUGGAAUGCAAAGACGCAGCCGGGCAAACGCCCCUGGCCAUUGCCACCAGACACGGGCAUAGAGACUGUGCGCUGUAUUUGCUGAGCAAGGCGUGCUCCACCGUGUCUUUCCUGAAAACCUCCAUCUCCAUGAGGAUCUAUAUUAAAAUAAAGCAGUGGGUCCUCAGAGCCCAGAGUCAGAGCGUUCAUAAAAGCCAGCUUUGCAGAGCAAAGGUGUCCGGGGCAAAGGUUGGGGACACUGUGCUAGUGGAUGGUUUCACCAAACCAAAAAUGACCUCCAAGAGCUGGCAUAAGGCUGGGAACAGGGACUUACAAAGUAAGCUCCCCCCUCUCAAGGACCAAGUGACAAGCAGGAAACCUGUCCAGGGUCUGGCAGCUUCACAGAGGGACACGAGAGGACAGGUCCUGACGCUCCCUGCGCUGGUAGGCACGAGAAGGUUCUCUGACUCGCACAGACACGAGCAGGAAAAGCAGAAGCAAAGACGUGCUGCAGCCAGGGCAAAAGAAAGGCGCGUGAGAACCGAAUACCUCCCACAAGUCCCCCUCCCGCCGUUCUCCAGAGUGGGGUACUCGCACCCCUCCUUUUACUACGCAACGCCCAGCCAGGAUGCUUUGCUCAGGUCCUCCUUCGCGUCCUUCUCGGAGCACAGUGGGAGGACCCCGAGGGAGAAUGCAGUCUACUGCUUAGCUGUGGCCAGGUAA